UCGAGAGGAGGUUGUAAAUAGUUUUCAUCAACAUCAUCUUGUGCUUUUUCACAUCUUUAAAUAAUUUAACAUUAAUGAAUCUUUAAGUACAUUGUACUCUGUAUACUUCUAAAGGAAUUUUGUGGUUUUUAUAAUGCACAUGUUUGUACAAAAAUAGAUGCAUGAUCAAUUAAGACAGUUUUGGAAAAUAAAUUAAUAUGAAAAGUUUUAAAAACUUGUAAAAUUAAUGUUGGAUUUAUAUUACUAAAUAAGAAAAGGAGAAAUUAUUUGUCAAUGAUAAAACAUGGAUUAAGACUGUGAUUUCAAAUUUUAAAAUAAAUAUGGAUAAAAUAGUGAAAGACUAAAUUAACAGGAUUGACAAUGAAUGAAAAUAUUUCUGCCUUAAAUGGAAGUCUUAAUGUGACGGAUGGUGGCGAAGAGGAACAAGAAUUACGAUGGGGAAUGCUAUCUUUGUUAGCUUUGAUAUUUUGUACAACGUUAGGAAAUUUAUUAGUGUGCCUUGCAGUAAUAUGGGAUCGACGAUUACAGAAUAUGACAAAUUAUUUCCUCAUGUCUCUUGCCAUUGCAGAUUUCCUCGUCUCAAUUCUAGUCAUGCCUUUUGGCAUGGUUGUAGAAAUUUAUGGUACAUUUCCUUUCCGAGCUGAGUUAUGUAUGUUCUGGGUGACAAUGGAUGUACUCAUGUGCACAGCCUCCAUUUGGCACAUGUGUACAAUGUCGAUGGAUAGGUAUUUUACAUUAAAAUAUCCGAUGCGAUAUGGACGAAACAAGACUAAAAUGAUGGUUGUGUUGAAAAUAUUCUUUGUAUGGGCCGUUUCCAUAACGAUCAGUAGUCCUCUCUGUAUUUAUGGAAUUCAAGACAGUAAAUAUAUCUUAAACGACGGACUCUGUGCUCCAGCCAUUGAAGACUUUGUAAUAUAUGGGUCAGUGUUCGCCUUCUACAUUCCGUUAAUUAUAAUGCUAGUUACUUAUGUACUCACAAUCAGAAUUCUGUGGCAAAAUCAAGUUAACAUGCAAAGGAUUGACAGAUCAGAUUUAAGAUAUAAACAAAAGAAAGAUAAAAAGAAAAAGUCUUUCAAAGCAUAUCUGUCACCACCCAGUGAUGAAGGCUCACAACGGCAUAGUGUGGAACAGCUUGAGAGCGAUACCGAUAAUACCAUACUGGCUUCAAUUCCAGUGCUUCCUCAAAAGGACCAUCUUUAUACAGAGAAAGUCUGCAAAAAGAUCCCAAAACCCAAACAGAACUGGGAAAGGCGUAAAGCCUCUUCUUUCACAUGUCUGCCAACGUAUCCUAAAUAUACAACCAUUAAACCAAAAGAACAGACAUCAGAUUUAUUACGUGUUAAUUCUAUUGAAAAUGUUUCAAAAGGAAAAAAUCUAUUUGGUGCUUCCUCUUUCUGUAACUUAAAUGACACGGAUAUUCCAUUUGGAGGUGGUAUGAGAAAUGUUAUGUUUCACAGUUGUGGAAAUCUGGAUUUUAAAUCGGCAGGGUGGAAACAAAAUUAUUUCCAGAUUCAAAGCGAAAUGGACCAAAUUAUAAGAGACGGAGAAAAGGAGACUAAAAGACCUACACCUGAGUCACUGUCUGAUAUGAAACUUCACAAAAUACAGGACUGGUCAGAAAUCAAGUUUCAUAAAAUGCAAGACUCAAUGUCAGACAUUAAGGUUAAUAGAAUACAAGACUCAGUUUUGGACAUGAAGCUCCAAAAAAUACCUGAUUCAAUACUGGAUACAAAAAUAACCAAACUGGAUGACUCAUUGUCUGAUAUAAAACUUCAUGAUCUUUCCGAGGAUAGUGGUGCUCCUAACUUACUCGGCCUGCCGGCAUCAAAGGUCGUAUCAGAAUCAGAGGACUCAUUAGAUGAAACGUCUUCAUCUGGCUCAGACUUUCUUACGAUUAAACUUCGUCCGCAAUCUUUCCAUAUGUAUAAACUAAACACAUCAGUACAGACAUCUUCAAGUCCACUAUUAGGGAAUUCAACCAUAAAAAAUCAUGUGAAUGGAUUCUGUCAAAAAAUGUAUGAUACCACAAAAUCAAGUGAGUCUCUAGCUUCUUCAUCAGACAGACCUGAAGUCUCGAGGAGUAUCAAAAGUCUCCUUCACAAAUUUAACAAAGCUCAGGACGCUAAGCACACCAUGUCAAGAAAGGCUACUUCUAAUGAGAAAAAGGCGUCAAAAGUACUAGGAAUAAUAUUUGGUGUAUUUGUAGUUUUGUGGACACCAUUCUUUUUUGUAAACAUACUGUCUGGAUUCUGUGAGUCUUGUAUGGCGUUUGUGACUCCUUACAUGAUGUCCAUUUUCCUAUGGAUGGGUUACGUGGCUUCGUUAGCAAACCCUAUUAUUUACACAAUGUUCAACACAGCAUUUCGUAGAGCUUUUAUUAGAAUUUUAAAAUGUCAUUUAUGUACAAAGGGACAUAUAAGAUCCGAUAUAUACAAUGGUACAAGUUUCCCAACAUCCCAUAAUAUCACAAAUGAUCGUAGAAAUACAGUGACAGUUUUAAUUAAGGAUGAGAUUAGAUAAUGAACUUUGAUUUUUAAAUUUACAUAUCUAUAUUGUCUGUUAAUUACCAAAGAUUAAAACAUAUUUAUUUA
This is a messenger RNA of Mytilus trossulus (common blue mussel), 2591 nucleotides long. RefSeq names its product dopamine receptor 3-like. NCBI's taxonomy places the organism in Eukaryota, Metazoa, Mollusca, Bivalvia, Mytilida, Mytilidae. The coding region runs from base 361 to 2520 and encodes 719 amino acids. Gene Ontology annotation, cellular component: dendrite; plasma membrane. Gene Ontology annotation, biological process: serotonin receptor signaling pathway; G protein-coupled receptor signaling pathway, coupled to cyclic nucleotide second messenger; chemical synaptic transmission. The transcript is spliced from 2 exons. The record is from RefSeq and is a predicted model, not a curated record. Gene Ontology annotation, molecular function: serotonin binding; G protein-coupled serotonin receptor activity; neurotransmitter receptor activity.